Coccinella septempunctata (seven-spotted ladybird) is the source of this 2848-nucleotide messenger RNA. RefSeq names its product polyphosphoinositide phosphatase (gene FIG4). Gene Ontology annotation, cellular component: intracellular membrane-bounded organelle. Lineage: Eukaryota; Metazoa; Arthropoda; Insecta; Coleoptera; Coccinellidae. The transcript is spliced from 8 exons. Gene Ontology annotation, biological process: phosphatidylinositol dephosphorylation. The coding region runs from base 191 to 2833 and encodes 880 amino acids. Gene Ontology annotation, molecular function: phosphatidylinositol-3,5-bisphosphate 5-phosphatase activity. The record is from RefSeq and is a predicted model, not a curated record.
CAAUCAUAAGUAAACAUAAACAAAUUUGGUUAUUUUAUGCAGUGAUAAUAAUAAUAACAGCUAUUAUUCGUGUUCUGUGAUAACUAGUCCACCAAAGAUUAAAGAGAACUCCCUAAUUUUUGCUAGUCUACUUUCAUUAAUACCGUUUGAAUGUUUGAAUAGAAAAGUGAAUUUCUGAAAUUCGAAAAAAAUGAAGAAGACAAAUCUACGCUUUCAUCCUAUCAUUAGUUGCAUACAAAAAAUAGCAUUAUAUGAAACCAAAUCAAAAUUUUAUCUUGUGGGUUCCAACAACACUCAAACAAGGUUUAGAGUUAUUAAGAUUGAUCGAAUGGAACCAAAAGAACUUGUAGUUUAUGAUGAUAAAGUAGAAUAUACUGCACAGGAAAUUCAUAAUUUAAUCAACAUGAUUCUAGCAGGAAAUAGAAAUAGUACAUCUACCAAAGGUUCUCCCAAAAUAAUUUCAGCCUUUGGAAUAGCAGGCUUCAUCAGAUUUUUAGAAGGUUAUUAUAUUGUUUUGAUUACAAAACGCAGAAAAGUUGCUGUUGUUGGGAUGCAUACUUUAUAUAAAAUAGAAGAUACUAACAUGAUAUACAUUCCACAUGAAUCUAUUAGGAUUGUACAUCCUGAAGAACCAAGAUAUGUCAAGAUGUUUCAGAGCAUCGAUCUAGCUAGUAAUUUCUAUUUUAGUUAUAGUUAUGACCUUACUCACAGCCUACAGCAUAACCUUGCAACUCCAAAGCAGUUUAUACCUAAUAAUAUUUCGAAUGAAAGCUCUAAUAAUACCCAAGAGGAGCAAAAGACUAAAUUUAAUAUAACAUUGGAUUCUAACGAUGGUAUAGAAACCUAUGGUAUUCGUACUAGACCAUAUAGGAAAUUUGUAUGGAACAAUCAUCUAUUGAAUUUGGUGGAAGCUGAACUUCAUCCAGAUUGGCUGCUAUAUAUAAUCCAUGGAUUCAUUGGCCAAUCAACAAUCAAUGUGUUUGGUAGAGCAAUUUAUGUGACCUUGAUUGCUCGUAGAUCUUGCAGAUAUGCUGGAACCAGAUUUUUGAAAAGAGGAGCCAAUUUUCAGGGUGAUGUAGCUAAUGAGGUUGAAACCGAACAAAUGGUACAUGAUUCAGGAGUGUCAUCAUUGACAGAUGGUCACUUCACAUCUUUUGUACAGAUGAGAGGAUCAAUUCCAGGUCACUGGAAGCAAGAAAUGGGGAAAAUGGUGGCCAAACCUGCUAUAACUCUAGAUCUUCCAGACCCAUUUGCAGAAACUGCAGCCAUACAUUUCAAUGAACUCUUCAGUAGAUAUGGAUCUCCUAUAAUUGUAUUGAACUUGGUAAAACAGAAAGAACGAAAACCACAAGAGAGUUUAUUGAGUGAAGUUUUAAGUAAUGCUAUAAAAUAUCUGAACCAAUUCCUGUCAGUGGAAAACCAAAUUAUAUACAAAACCUUCGACAUGGCAAGGAAAAAUAAAGGCACCGCAAAUGUUAUGAAAUAUUUGGCAGAUAUAGCCACCAAUGCAGUUACGAAAACAGGCAUAUUCCACAAUCAACAAAAAUAUUAUUCACAGAAACCAAACACUGUGGUGGGACUUCACAAAGAGAACGAUUUUGUGAGUUUACAAACCGGAAUAAUAAGAACGAAUUGUGUGGAUUGCUUAGAUAGAACCAAUACUGCUCAGUUCGCCAUAGGAAAGUGCGUUUUGGGUUAUCAACUUUGCGCUCUGGGUAUUUUGGAUUCACCCAAACUUGAAUUCGAUACUGACUGUGUAAGGAUGUUAGAAUGUUUAUAUGAAGAUCAUGGCGACACUCUUGCACUUCAAUACGGUGGAUCUCAGUUAGUUCACAGGAUUAAAACGUACAGAAAAACAGCUCCAUGGACAUCCCAAGGCAAUGACAUCAUGCAAACCUUGAGUCGUUAUUAUAGCAAUACAUUCUCUGAUGCUGAAAAACAAAACACAAUUAACAUUUUCCUCGGUAUCUUUAUACCAGAAGAAAAUAAGCCACAAAUAUGGGAAUAUCAAAAUGACUAUUACUUCCAUCAUAAGCCCAACGUUUAUACAAAUAAAUCACUCAGUCAGUGGUGGGACGAGGAUGUUGUAAAUUGCUUGCCAUAUUCCUUCAACGAUGCAACAAAAUCUUGUUACGAAAUCAUACAAGUACACUCUAAAGAUGUGGAAAUGAUAGAUGCCUAUGUUGACUAUCAUCGACCAAACGAAUUGAGUGUUAUGAGCGAAGUCUUCGCUUUUCAAAUAAGUCAUUCCUUCAGGGAUUUCCUCCCGAAUUUCACUACAGAUUAUAGUCCGUUCAGUAUAAGAAUUAGACCAGUUAGAAAAAGAGAUGAUGUUUCUGUUAAAGGUAAUAUGAUGAAGAAUCCAUCUGUCUCUGGUCAGAGUUCAACAAGCUCCACAGCUUCAAGCACAAGUUCUAGUGAAGAUGAAUCAGCAACUGAUGACGAUGGUUUCCAUAUAAUCGAUUGCUCAAUGUCAGGUUCAAAAGUAUCUGACUCUCAGCCCAUAACAUUCAAAUCCUUAUUUCCAACGAUGAAAGAAGUAUAUGGAACAGAACUGAUUGAACCAAAAAAACAAGAUCUGAUGGCUUAUAAACGAUAUGUUUUAAUUGGUAAAAAGGCCAAUGGGACCGCUGUUAAGAAUUUCACUCCUGUAGCGUUCAAUUUGAGACCCUAUACAUCAUCGAAAGAUUCUUCAAUGAGUGUUAGUCCACCUAAAGUAAAGAUGGAAUCCAUACAAAUUUAUGAAAGGUACAUAACCACAGGAUUCACUGGAGGGUUCAAUCCAAAAAAGUCUGAUAUGGAAUUGUAUAAAAAAUACACUAUGUAUAAAUAAAUAUUAUAAACUUUU